AUGGAAUGCGUUUCAGUAGAAGGUUUGGAUUCUUCUUUUUUGGAGGGCCAAACCUUUGGCGAUAUUUUGUGUUUACCAUGGACAAUUAUCAAGGGUAUCCGUGAGCGGAAGAAUCGCAAUAAGAUGAAGAUCAUUUUGAAGAAUGUCAGUUUGCUGGCUAAAUCAGGAGAGAUGGUCCUUGUCCUAGGAAGACCAGGCGCUGGCUGUACAUCAUUUUUAAAGAGCGCUGCUGGUGAGACCAGUCAGUUUGCAGGUGGUGUAACAACAGGACAUAUAUCGUACGAUGGUAUCCCUCAGAAAGAAAUGAUGCAACAUUACAAGCCAGAUGUAAUCUAUAAUGGUGAGCAAGAUGUUCAUUUCCCACAUUUGACAGUAAAACAAACUCUAGAUUUUGCUAUUUCCUGUAAGAUGCCCGCAAAAAGAGUCAAUAAUGUAACGAAAGAAGAGUAUAUUACUGCCAAUAGAGAAUUCUAUGCUAAAAUUUUUGGUUUGACGCAUACUUUCGAUACCAAAGUUGGUAACGAUUUCAUCAGCGGUGUAUCUGGAGGUGAGCGUAAACGCGUUUCCAUUGCUGAAGCAUUAGCAGCGAAAGGUUCAAUUUACUGCUGGGAUAAUGCUACAAGAGGUCUUGACUCUUCUACCGCGCUAGAAUUUGCACGAGCUAUUCGUACUAUGACAAAUCUGUUAGGUACAACGGCCCUUGUUACGGUUUACCAAGCCAGUGAAAACAUUUAUGAAACUUUUGAUAAAGUCACUGUUCUAUACGCUGGAAGACAAAUAUUUUGCGGCAAAACUACUGAAGCAAAAGAUUAUUUUGAAAACAUGGGUUACUUGUGUCCACCGAGACAAUCGACUGCUGAAUAUUUGACCGCAAUUACUGAUCCUAAUGGUCUGCACGAAAUAAAGCCUGGCUUUGAGUAUCAAGUACCUCAUACCGCUGAUGAAUUCGAAAAAUACUGGCUUGAUUCCCCAGAAUAUGCCCGCCUAAAAGGUGAAAUUCAGAAGUACAAACAUGAAGUGAAUACUGAAUGGACCAAAAAAACAUACAAUGAGUCUAUGGCACAAGAAAAGUCGAAAGGUACAAGAAAAAAAUCUUAUUAUACGGUCUCUUAUUGGGAGCAAAUUAGACUUUGCACUAUUAGAGGUUUUCUAAGGAUUUACGGUGAUAAGUCAUACACCGUUAUCAACACAUGCGCUGCUAUAGCACAGGCUUUUAUCACUGGGUCAUUGUUCUACCAAGCACCUUCUUCAACUCUAGGGGCCUUUUCUAGAAGUGGCGUUCUGUUUUUUUCCCUCUUAUAUUAUUCUUUGAUGGGUUUAGCUAAUAUUAGUUUCGAGCACAGGCCAAUAUUGCAAAAACACAAGGUCUAUUCACUAUAUCAUCCCUCAGCUGAAGCGUUAGCAAGUACGAUUUCUUCUUUUCCAUUCAGAAUGAUUGGUCUAACAUUUUUCAUAAUCAUCCUGUACUUCUUAGCCGGUUUGCAUAGAAGCGCCGGUGCUUUUUUUACUAUGUAUUUGUUAUUGACAAUGUGUUCAGAAGCUAUUACAAGUUUGUUUCAGAUGGUUUCAUCUUUAUGCGAUACAUUGUCCCAGGCCAACUCCAUUGCCGGUGUUGUGAUGUUAUCUAUUGCCAUGUAUUCGACGUACAUGAUACAAUUACCUUCAAUGCAUCCAUGGUUUAAGUGGAUUUCGUACAUUCUACCCAUUAGAUAUGCAUUUGAAUCGAUGUUAAAUGCAGAAUUUCAUGGAAGACAUAUGGAUUGUGGUGGCACUUUGGUUCCUUCUGGACCUGGGUUUGAAAACAUCUUGCCAGAAAAUCAAGUGUGUGCUUUUGUUGGUUCAAGGCCUGGCCAAUCUUGGGUCCUAGGUGAUGAUUAUUUGAGGGCCCAAUAUCAAUAUGAGUACAAAAAUACUUGGAGAAACUUCGGCAUCAUGUGGUGUUUCUUAAUUGGCUACAUCGUCUUGAGGGCGGUUUUCACUGAGUACAAAAGUCCUGUCAAAAGUGGUGGUGAUGCUCUGGUCGUCAAGAAGGGCACAAAGAAUGCUAUACAAAGAUCAUGGAGCAGCAAAAAUGACGAAGAGAACCUUAAUGCCUCUAUAGCAACACAGGAUAUGAAAGAGAUAGCUUCAAGUAACGACGAUAGCACAAGUGCAGACUUUGAAGGUUUGGAAUCUACCGGGGUGUUUAUUUGGAAAAAUGUUUCUUUCACAAUUCCUCAUUCUAGCGGACAACGUAAACUUCUGGACAGCGUAAGCGGUUACUGUGUUCCUGGUACUUUGACAGCAUUAAUAGGUGAGUCCGGCGCUGGUAAGACCACAUUAUUAAACACUUUGGCUCAAAGGAACGUGGGAACGAUUACUGGUGAUAUGUUAGUUGAUGGUCUCCCAAUGGACGCUAGUUUCAAAAGGCGUACCGGUUAUGUUCAACAGCAAGAUCUUCAUGUUGCUGAACUUACUGUCAAAGAAUCGCUACAAUUUAGUGCUCGUAUGCGUCGGCCACAGUCUAUUCCUGACGCUGAAAAGAUGGAAUAUGUUGAAAAAAUUAUAUCUAUUCUUGAAAUGCAGGAGUUCUCAGAAGCUCUUGUCGGCGAAAUUGGUUACGGCUUGAAUGUUGAACAGAGAAAGAAACUAUCAAUUGGCGUUGAGCUAGUUGGCAAGCCGGAUCUGUUAUUGUUUUUGGACGAACCGACCUCUGGCUUGGAUUCCCAAUCCGCGUGGGCCGUCGUCAAAAUGUUAAAAAGAUUAGCUCUAGCAGGUCAAUCAAUUUUAUGUACUAUUCAUCAACCAUCAGCUACUCUUUUUGAACAGUUUGACAGAUUAUUGCUUUUGGGAAAAGGCGGUCAAACAAUUUAUUUUGGUGAAAUAGGUAAAAAUUCAAGUUCUGUCAUUAAGUAUUUCGAAAAGAACGGAGCCAGGAAAUGUCAACAAAAUGAAAAUCCGGCAGAGUAUAUUUUAGAAGCCAUAGGAGCUGGGGCCACCGCUUCUGUUCAACAGAACUGGCCUGAUAUAUGGCAAAAAUCUCACGAGUAUGCAAACAUUAACGAAAAAAUAAAUGACAUGAUUAAGGACUUAUCUUCUACAACUUUGCAUAAAACAGCUACAAGGGCCUCUAAGUAUGCAACAUCGUAUUCCUACCAAUUCCAUCAUGUGCUGAAAAGAUCCAGUUUAACAUUUUGGAGAAACUUGAACUACAUCAUGGCCAAAAUGAUGUUAUUGAUGAUCAGUGGCUUGUUCAUUGGUUUUACCUUUUUCCAUGUGGGUGUAAAUGCUAUUGGAUUACAAAAUAGCUUAUUUGCCUGUUUCAUGGCUAUCGUUAUAUCAGCUCCUGCAACAAACCAAAUACAGGAGCGUGCUACCGUUGCUAAGGAGCUAUAUGAAGUUCGUGAGUCCAAAUCUAAUAUGUUUCAUUGGUCUUUACUUUUGAUUACCCAUUAUUUAAAUGAAUUGCCUUACCAUUUAUUGUUUUCAACAAUUUUUUUCGUUUCAUCAUAUUUCCCUCUGGGUGUCUUUACCGAAGCCUCUAGGUCAAGUGUUUUUUAUCUGAACUAUGCCAUACUUUUUCAACUUUACUAUAUUGGUCUUGCUUUAAUGAUUCUGUACAUGUCUCCAAAUCUACAAUCUGCCAAUGUUAUUGUAGGUUUUAUACUUUCGUUUUUGCUCUCUUUCUGCGGUGCUGUCCAACCUGCCUCUUUAAUGCCUGGUUUCUGGACAUUCAUGUGGAAACUAUCCCCUUACACGUAUUUUUUGCAAAAUUUAGUUGGAUUAUUGAUGCAUGACAAACCCGUAAGAUGUUCAAAGAAAGAGUUGUCUCUUUUCAACCCCCCGGUAGGCCAAACAUGUGGUGAAUUUACCAAACCGUUUUUUGAAUUUGGGACUGGGUAUAUUGCAAAUCCAGAUGCAACAGCAGAUUGCGCCUAUUGUCAGUACAAAGUAGGUGAUGAAUACUUGGCGCGCAUAAAUGCUAGCUUUAGUUACUUAUGGAGAAACUUCGGUUUCAUUUAG
Molecule: messenger RNA, 4002 nt
Organism: Saccharomyces cerevisiae S288C
Lineage: Eukaryota; Fungi; Ascomycota; Saccharomycetes; Saccharomycetales; Saccharomycetaceae
Gene: PDR18
Product: ATP-binding cassette multidrug transporter PDR18
Exons: 1
Coding region: 1-4002 (1333 amino acids)
Biological process (GO): transmembrane transport; xenobiotic transport
Cellular component (GO): membrane; plasma membrane
Molecular function (GO): ATPase-coupled transmembrane transporter activity; ABC-type transporter activity; ATP binding
Source: RefSeq, marked reviewed